This is a messenger RNA of Wallemia mellicola CBS 633.66, 2217 nucleotides long. Its product is annotated as kinase-like protein. The transcript has 13 exons. The record is from RefSeq and is a predicted model, not a curated record. Gene Ontology annotation, biological process: protein phosphorylation. Gene Ontology annotation, molecular function: protein kinase activity; ATP binding. Lineage: Eukaryota; Fungi; Basidiomycota; Wallemiomycetes; Wallemiales; Wallemiaceae. Bases 1 to 1599 code for a protein of 532 amino acids.
AUGGCCUUGAUACAACCAAAGAAAGAGGAUAGAAAUGAUUGGCAAUUAGUUUUAUCAAAUACACCACAUCAAGUAGUUUUAUACCACACACCAACGAAAUCUUUAAAAGUUUCCCCUAUUUCACCUACAAACACUGCCACAGAAGCUGGCAUCAUUUGUCCAACUUGUCUCCGUCCAUUAGACGAAGAAGAGGGCGGAAAUACCACAGACUAUUUCAGAUUGCUAGAGUCUCUCACCAUAGAGAACAAUAAAGCGCAACCUUUCCAUGCAAAACGUAAUUCAAUUGCUGGUACAACACCAGCUCAGCAUUAUCAUUCAAAGGAGGAUGACAUCACUUCACGAAUAGACGGUUACUAUGAGAAAUUCUUCAUCGAGCUGAGACAAAUCGGUAGAGGUGCUUUUGCGUCUGUCCACCUUUGUCAGCACUCACUGAAUGGUAAUCUACUUGGUUUGUACGCUGUGAAGAAAAUUGCAGUUGGUUUAUCAUCCGAUUACCUCAAGAAGGCUUUACAAGAAGUAAAAUUACUCGAAAGUCUAAGACAUUCACAUAUUGUUGACUACCAUCAUUCAUGGGUUGAAUUGGCUACUUUAACGACAUUCGGUCCGCGAGUCCCGACCUUAUAUCUUCUUAUGUCAUUCGCAAAUGGUGGCAGUCUGGCAGAGCUGAUCAGAGCCAGGCAGGGUCAUCAUGUAACAGAGGAUAUGAGAUCUUCAGAUAAUAUGACGAAAGAGGAGCUUAUCGCUAGUCAUAAACGUAGAUUAGGUAAACGAAUAGAACGAACAUAUGAAGGACCUUCUAAGCGUAUUAAUUACUUCCAUAAUGAUGAGUUAUUGCUCUUGUUUAGAAACAUCUGCGAUGGCUUGGAGUUUCUGCAUAGCAAAGGCAUAAUGCACCUUGACUUGAAACCCGCUAAUGUUCUCCUCAAUUGGGAUGAAACUAAUGAUACAAUACCACGCGCGAUGCUGUCUGACUUUGGUUCAUCUUUCGCCGGCGUCGGUAAUCCAGAGCGAACCGGACAGACUGGUACAAUGGAAUAUACAUCACCUGAAGCACUCUAUAAGGAUGAGAGGGGGAGAUUAUUAAAGGAGCGCUCAUUUAAGAGUGAUAUGUGGUCAUUAGGAAUGAUCCUAUACGAGAUGAUAUUUUUCAGUCUCCCUUGGCAAGAUUACGAUAACAACUAUGAGGAACUGAAUGAAGAAAUAUUAAACUAUGCAGGUUUUGAUGAACAAGCGUUGGAGAUGGCGAAGAAGCGACGCCCGGAUGUUCCUAUUAGGAUACUCGAAUUACUCAGAAAGCUUCUCGACCGAGAUGUUAACAACAGACCAUUGGCGUCUGAAGUCUUAGAGGAGGUGAUGAGUACGGAGCUUAUAGUCGAGAAGAAAGACAAGAUACCUCUAAUAAGAAAACAGAAGAUGAUGAAGAUCGCACUUUUUGGAAUAACGCUCUUAAAGGUGAUGCUGUUGCACGAUAUAAAGUCAAUAUGGCUGAGGCUAUAUCUUGGAUUAACCAUCGUUAUUGAUUUUGAGUAUAGAAAAAUAUUUUAUAGCGCCGUUCUCACUGUAAUACUCUUUAUCUUGUACUACAAUGACCUUAACUAAUAAACUUGGGUUGCUAUUAAUGCUCGCUAGUGUGACAAUAUUCAGUUAUUACACUAUCUGGGUGUUUGUAACCCCAAUAUACGAACUCAAGUACUUCCCAGAUAGGAAAUGGGCUAUCAGAAUACCAAUAGGGCUGUUGCUGAUGGGAUUGUCGAUUGUUGGAAUAUUUACAAGUUCUGUAUUAAUAAAAGAAAAGAAUAGAAAGAGGGAAUAAAUCAUUUCUUGUUGAUAGUCGGUUGUUGCUGUGACGUAGGCAUUCCCGGCUGCUGUGGCUGUGGCUGACUGUCGUUGUUCCUGCAAGCGACGAUCUUUAUCUUGUUAGCGUUCACCAAAUCACCCUGAUCAACUUUAAACGUUGGAUUCUUUACUAUAAACGUCCAGACUUCGUCACACAAUCUAUAAGUGUGGAGAUGUCCUCUCAUUUGAGUUUUAUUCUUCACUUGGUUUGAUAGUGCGUUCAUCAUAGAUUUAUCGAAUUGCGUGAGUACUUUCAUAGCCAACUCUGGGUUGAUAUGUCCAGAUGUAAUGAGUUCGUCGAGGCUAUCAGUAAGCGCUAUGCCUACACUCGAUCUUCUAUAAAGCUCAAAGUAAUUUUGGUUGUUAUUCAUUGACCUUCAG